Molecule: messenger RNA, 974 nt
Organism: Cicer arietinum (chickpea)
Lineage: Eukaryota; Viridiplantae; Streptophyta; Magnoliopsida; Fabales; Fabaceae
Product: thylakoid lumenal 17.9 kDa protein, chloroplastic
Cellular component (GO): chloroplast thylakoid lumen
Source: RefSeq, a predicted model, not a curated record
AUAACAUCAACCUUUUUUUUUCUUAUGUGAUGAUGGACAAUUACAACCUUUCAUAAAGGAUUAAACAUUGAACAAGACACCAUCACAUGUGGCCGAAAAAAAAACAAUGGAUCAAAAAGGUUAUGAAGUGAGUGGAUAAAAGAACUCCAUAAAAACCAUGAGUUUGAUUUAUAGUUUUCUUCCUCCUCUUGCUUAUAGUUGUUCUCAAAAUCACACUAACACCAUUCCUAAACUCAAAUCUGAAAAACCAAACCUUACACCCAAGAAGUUCCUACCCAAUCUCUUAUCUCUAGCCAUUGCCGUAACAUUAACCUCACCAUUACCUUCCCAUGCAAUACCUUCCCUCAAUUCUCAAUCCCCUUCAACCUCUCUCACCACCCCUUUUUCUCAAUCAAAGAGCUUGCUUAUUGGACUAGAAAAUGGAAAAAUUAGACCUUGCCCAUCAAUAAAUCCUGGUUGUAUAUCAACAAAUCCAAAGUCAUCAUCUUUUGAUUUUCCUUGGACGAUUCCUGAAAAUUCAAUUGAUAAAGCUAUUGAGAAACUGCGUGAAGCAAUCCUUGAGACUCAGAAAAAUGUGAAAUUCCAACUUGUGGAAGAUACCCCAAAUGGGCAAUAUCUGCAAGCUGAAGUCGAUGGAGGAUUCGAAAGAGAUGUACUCGAGUUUCUGGUGAAAGGUGAUGUGGUUACUUACAGGUGUAUGGCAACAAAAGUAACUUAUGUAUACCCUUUCACAACUGCAUUUGGAGAUUCAAAGGGUCAAGAAGCAAGACUCAAGCAAAUUAAUUACCAGUUGGGCUGGUAUGCUCCCAGUUUUGAUUCAAUGGAAUAGAAACUGCUGUUUCUCUUUUAUGUUGAUUUAAUUAUUUGGUUUUUGUGUAGCUGAUCAAUGCCCUAUUAUUAAAUGCAAUUUCAUGGCUUUUUCUGUUUUGCAACUAAAUGCUAAUUAUUAUAAAAUGCUUAUAGUCUCAAAUUUA